AUGCAGGUGAAUCGGCUUCUGGCGGCCGCUCUAGGUGUCGCUUUGCACACAGUCGCACGGAAUUUUGAGAUUGAUAUGCUCGCUCUCCCGCUUGCAGGUAUAUUCGCCGUGCUUGAGGUGAUCUACAUUUACAUAAAUACCAGACUGCCAGGUGUUACGGUUCAUGAUGCUGUAUUCACGGUGUCUGCACAGACGGCUUGGUUGAUGUUGGGCUUCUUCGCCUCGAUGCUAGUGUACAGAGGACUUUUCCACAGACUGAGAAAGUUUCCUGGUCCGGUGGCUGCUAGACUCACCAAGUUCUACGCCGUCUGGAGAUCUGCCUUGCAGAAGCAAUACCAUUUGGAGCUAGGAAUCAUGCGGGAGAAGUACGGCGACGUGGUUCGGACUGGGCCUAGGGAGCUAACGAUAUUCUGUGCUGAAGCCAUCGCACCGCUUGCAGCUUGCCGCAAGUCCACUCUGUAUCAGAUCGAGGACUGGCGCGAUGACUACCUUGGAGUAAUAGAGACGCGAGAUAUUGAAGACCACCGCCGGCGUCGACGCCCCUGGGACACAGCUCUCAGGACUAAAUCCAUCGCAAAAUGGAUUUCACUGUUCGCCUGGGACGUGAUGGGAAAUGUAGGAUUCGGGAAGGACUUCGGCCAGGUAUCGGACGGCGGGGCAGAGCAUUGGGCUGUCAAAGCUAUGAAGGACCAGUCGAGAUUUGUUGCGUAUGUCAAACCGGUUCCGUGGGUGAUGAAUGCGGCUUCGAACAUACCUGGCGCAGAUCAAGCAGUAAGGCCAUUCCGGGACUACUGCAGUAGUCUGGUGGACGAGAAGAUUAGGAGUGAGUCUGAUGACAAGGAGAUACCGUCGGACAUCAUUUCCUGGAUCCUCCGGGAAUUCAAGAAGAAGACGCCAUACGCCCCCAAGACAAGGAAUGCGAUAAACGCAGACGCACGAACCAUUGCUGCAGCUGGAGCCGAUACUACUUCAAACACUCUUACCUACGCAUUGUUCUACCUGGCUCGCAACCCUAGCUUCUACACUCGUCUGCAGUCGGAGUUGUCUGAAGUCUUCCCAGACGGACCAGAGACAUUUGACUACAACAUCUUGUCAAGGUCCCUCUCUGACGUUCCAAUGCUUGAUGCAAUCAUCAACGAGACCCUGCGUCUAAUUCCCGCUGUCCCUUCGGGAAAUCCUCGAGUCACACCUCCCGAGGGACUGAUCAUCCCUCUUGCUAACCAGAAUGGAAAAACCGAGGAUCUCUUCAUCCCAGGAGAUGUUGAUGUGUAUGUGCCACCAUAUUGGGUACACCGCGACCCAAAGAUUUUCCCUGACCCCGAGGCCUUCAUCCCUGACCGAUGGGUCAGUGAGAAUCACGACAAGCUGGCAACCGAGGGUUCUGUGUCUGAGAAACGAGAGAAAAGCUACACAAUCGGUCCAAAGGAAAUGGACGCGUUUUUCCCGUUCCAGUGGAGGCGCGACCAGGAAUUUGUUAGUGCACCGCAGCUCCCAAGCUUCAGCCUUCUUACGAUUGACUUCACACAACACCACUCUCUUCGCUUCCCUACCCACCUUCUGUCAGCCCAAUCAUUGCCACUCCAGCUCCUCGACCUGCCCUUGACCUUGAUCAGACCUCCUCACCCGCAAAAAGUCCAAGGCAGGCAAGCAAUCAUGGCCGACGUAGAGAUGGACGUCGACGAGCCCGGCUCGCCCCAGCCCGCGCAGGCCAAGGUCGACGACAUGGCGACACACAGCAAGGCCACCGCCGUGCGCUCCAUAGAGGGCUGGAUCAUCGUCGUGACCAACCUGCACGAGGAGGUCGACGAGGAGACCAUCCACGACACCUUUGGCGAGUACGGCGAGAUCAAGAACCUGCACCUCAACCUGGACCGCCGCAGCGGUUACGUCAAGGGCUACGCACUGAUCGAGUACCCCACGCUGGCCGAGGCGCGCGCCGCCAUCGACGGCGCCCACCAGACCAAGCUGCUCGACCAGACCAUCCAGGUCGACUUCGCCUUCGUGCGGCCCCCGCCCAACGCCGGCGGCAAGAACAACCGCGGCGGCGCGGGCGGCCGCGUCGGCGGCGGGCGCCGCAACCGCAGCCGCAGCAGGAGCCCCGGGGCCGGGCGGGACCGCGACGCCAGGGACGACAAGGACGACGUCUAG
Molecule: messenger RNA, 2148 nt
Organism: Diaporthe amygdali
Lineage: Eukaryota; Fungi; Ascomycota; Sordariomycetes; Diaporthales; Diaporthaceae
Exons: 5
Coding region: 1-2148 (715 amino acids)
Molecular function (GO): heme binding; monooxygenase activity; iron ion binding
Source: RefSeq, a predicted model, not a curated record